Molecule: messenger RNA, 1533 nt
Organism: Cladophialophora immunda
Lineage: Eukaryota; Fungi; Ascomycota; Eurotiomycetes; Chaetothyriales; Herpotrichiellaceae
Exons: 4
Coding region: 1-1533 (510 amino acids)
Molecular function (GO): succinate-semialdehyde dehydrogenase (NAD+) activity
Source: RefSeq, a predicted model, not a curated record
AUGGCUGAAAUACUUUGCAAGAAGAUUCCCUACACGUUCCAGGAUCCGACGCUCUUGGACACGCGGUCCUUUAUAGGGGGCAAAUGGGUCGACGCUGUCAAUGGGGCCAAAUUCCCCGUGCUUGACCCGACCGACAACGAGAAGAUAUGCGAGGUCGCCGACCUGGGCCGCGAAGAGACCCGGCAGGCGCUCGAGGCCGCGCAGACGGCGUUCAAGACGUACAAGAAGACGACGGCGCGCGAGCGGCGGUGGCUGAUGCGGCGGUGGGCGGACCUGAUCAAGCAGGCGCGCGACGACCUGGCGGCCAUCUGCACGCUGGAGCUGGGCAAGCCGUACACCGAGUCGCACGUCACGGUCAAGUACGGGACCGACUUCAUCGACUGGUUCGAGGGCGCCAUCGAGCGGCAGUACGGCGAGACGAUCCCGGCGGCCAAGGGCGAGAACCGCAUCUUCACCAUCCGCCAGCCCCAGGGCGUCGUCGCGGCCAUCACGCCCUGGAACUCGCCCAUCGCCAUGGUGACGCGCAAGGUCGGCGCGGCCAUCGCGGCCGGGAACACAGUCGUCUGUAAGCCCGCGCCCGAGACGCCGCUGUGCGCCAUCGCCGUGGCCAAGCUGUUCGAGAGGGCCGGCGGGCCCCCCGGCGUCUUCAACAUCGUCACCUCCAGCUCGGCAAGGUCGGCCCAGGUCGGCGAGGAGUUUACCCAGAACCCCAUCGUACGCCACCUGAGCUUCACCGGCUCGACCGCGGUCGGGCGCUACCUGCACGCCGAGUGUGCAAAGACGUUCAAGAAGACCAGCCUUGAGCUGGGCGGGAAUGCGCCCUUUAUCAUCUUUGAGGAUGCGAAGCUCGACAAGGCCGCCGAAGGCCUCAUCUCGUCCAAGUUCCGCUCCUCGGGCCAGACCUGCGUGUGCGCGAACCGGAUCUUCGUGCAGCGGUCCAUCAUCGACAAAUUCGCCGCGGUGCUGGCAGAGAAGCUGGAAAAGACCUUCCGCUACGGCUCCGUGUGGGAUAAGCAGGUCAACUUUGGCCCGCUGUACUCGCCCAAGGCGUUUGAGAAGAUCGAAGCGCAGAUCAAGGACGCCCUGGCCAAGGGGGGCAAGAUUUUUGCGAGCGGCGGCAGCACCACCACCACCACCACCACCACCGGAGGAGAAGAAGGAAAAGGCAAAUACGGACCCAACUUCUACCCGCCCACCAUCGUCACGGACGCGACGCGCGAGAUGCUCUUCAUGAAGCAAGAGACCUUUGGGCCUCUGGCGUUUCUGGUCCCCUUUGACGGCGAGGACGAGGCCGUGGCGCUGGCCAACGACACGAGCGCGGGGCUGGCCUCCUACUUCUACACCGAGGACAUCUCGCGCCUGUGGCGGGUCGGCGAGGCGCUCGAGUCCGGCAUGGUCGGCGUGCGCGUCGGGCUGAUCAGCGCCUGCGAGCAGCCCUUCGGCGGCGUCAAGGAGAGCGGUGUCGGCAGGGAGGGCGGCCGGGAUGCGUUGGACGAGUACACCGAGAUCAAGAGCAUUACCGUCGGCCUCUGA